Messenger RNA from Schistosoma turkestanicum, 753 nucleotides. The record is from the annotation of a GenBank genome assembly. Lineage: Eukaryota; Metazoa; Platyhelminthes; Trematoda; Strigeidida; Schistosomatidae.
GGUGGAGUCAUUAUUCCUAAACACUCGGUAAAUGAAACGACCAAUUAGUGAUAAUCACACGGCUUUUGAUAAUCAUCUAACUGCUGAUACAACUGCUCCAACAACUUCAAGAAGUUCAGAAAGUGCCAAGGAUUGCAGAAAACGAAAAGCUCUCCGUAUCCAAUAUCUUGCUGAAAGUGUACGAUUACGUGAACUCACUGUCAUAAAAAUGAAACGUGAUAUUGACAAAUUACUCGAGUUAUGUCAAUACAUAGAUCAAGGAGAAGUACCGGUGUCACUUUUGGAAAAGUGCGGAAUAUCAGUAUAGAAUACCAAAUAUUUAUCAAUGUUGUAUGCAUAUAAUUUACUAUCAUUCGCUCCUUAUUUCAUUUUGAUUAACUUAUAUUUUCCUCUGAUUAUAUAUUAUGUAUUUCUUCCAUGUAUUAGACGUUUUUAUGCUUUGAAUUGAACUUUCUUAGAACAUUAACAGCAGAGAUAUUCUUAGUCUCUAUUUUGUCACUGAUAAUAAUAAACUGACUAAUAUACAACUUAUAAAUAAAUAUAACAUUCCUCAUUUGAAGUUUUGCUUAAUUUAUUUUCGAGUUAUUUCAUUUUUACUGAGGAUUACAAAUUGUGUAUGAUGUAAGUUAAUAUUAUAAAUUAUUGUUUCGAAAUUUAAUAUUUUAUUAUGUACUACGAUUAUGUGCACAUCAUUUAUCGUUGUAUGACAUCUCUCAUUACAGAAUAAAUUUCAAUAUAAAUCUAUCAUUUCUG